Molecule: messenger RNA, 2028 nt
Organism: Cyphomyrmex costatus
Lineage: Eukaryota; Metazoa; Arthropoda; Insecta; Hymenoptera; Formicidae
Exons: 4
Coding region: 58-1551 (497 amino acids)
Molecular function (GO): UDP-glycosyltransferase activity
Source: RefSeq, a predicted model, not a curated record
AUAUAAGUAAAAGAUACAGAAAUUCUAACAAAUAUUUCAAACACAAUCAUAAUUAUAAUGUUGACGUUAAUUAGCUUGUAUGUGUGUUUUUAUUCAUUCCAAUUUGCGAGCGGCUCAACUCUGGCAAUACCUCCUAUGUCAGCUCUAGUAAUUGCGUUUGAAAGCGUAUAUGAUCUAUCAUUACUGGCUAAUACCUUAUCAGAUCAAGGGAUUGAUACAACAUUAAUAAUACCGGCAUAUGCUGCUAAUGAACUUUAUGACAGAAUGGUCGACGUUCGAGUACUCCAACUGCCUGUUAACGCUGAUCAAUCAAUGUCUGCUGAAAAACGUGCAUUAGAAACAUGCAGCUUCCUUUACACAUCUGAAGAUAUAGUGAUGAAAGUAGAAAAACUUCGGCCUACAUUUACAAUAUUUCCAGCAUUAAGACAUGAUGGUUGUGUGCUUCCAUAUGCAAAGCAUUUUGGAUCAAUUCCAAUAAUCUGGAUAAAGAACCCAGAUGAGGAACUGUAUGUAUUUGAAUGCACGAGAGUUGCUUUGCCACUGCAUACUAGUAGUGGAAUUUGGUCGAGAAUUUCGACAAGUUUCUCAAGGAGAUCCAUAUUUUCCACUAUUAAGAACAAUUAUUUUAUUCCUGUUUUACGAGAAGUAAACCAUUUUAUACGGGACGUUAAUAUCGAUUUGGAGUAUCAUUACUCAAAUGUUCGACUAGUACUUUGGGGAGGUGAUCCAGUAUUACGUUCUGAUUUUGCAUCUUUAACAGAGUUACUCCUAGUGAUCGGUUGUCAUCACUGCAGAGGUGCAUAUCCCUUACAUGAGAAUUUGCAAAAGUCAUUGGUCGAAUAUAAGAUGGGUAUUAUAGUUGCUCUUUUAGAUGCAAAAUUUGAGGUAAUGUUACAAGGACUAGCAAUGAAAAUAUCUAAAAAGAAGGAAGGUCAGGCUAUCUUAUGGAAGAUGAAGCGCAAUACAAACAUUACACCGGACAAUCUUUUUUUUGAGGAUAAUGUUGAUCGGCAAGACAUCAUAGGUUACAGCAGAACCCGAGUGGUGUUGAGUCAUUGUACCGAUACGGAAUUCCUGGAAGCUGCCUUUCACGGGACACCUCUAAUAUGUCUGCCGAGGGACGCCCAAGAGUCUCGCAACGCGGCUCGCGUGAUCGAGUUGGGUUUUGGGCGCUCUGUGAAAAUCACGAACGAUCUUAUCGAUUCGGCCGUAGAGCUCACACGAGCAUUACAAGAGAUCCAUGGGACGAUGGUUUUCCGUGAAAAUGCACGACAGGUCUCUAUGGCGAUACGCGACAGACUAAAUCCACCCUCUGACAAACUCAUCUAUUGGCUGGGCUAUCUCACAAGGACAAAAGACGACACCAAGAAGUUCCAUAAGCCAAACAGACAAGCGAGGACACUCAGGGAGGAUAUUCAAUUCUUCGCUGGCCUUCUGGUAGGUGCAGUCAUCGGAAUUGUCGGUACGAUCAGUGUGAUCAUCGUACGAUAUCUCGUCAAUAGAAUCUCCACUAACAAAGUGCAAACAGUGAAAGGACGAUACAUGCAAUGAACAUGUUCCGUUAAGGUUCGACUCAAUAUACGCAUGCAUGGACAUUUCCGAAUAUAUAUAUAUAUUUAUAUAAAUGUACGUAGAAUACAGGUACAUACGAAUACAAAGGUUUUACGAACUAGAAGUUAUCUCAUAGUUAACGAAGAAACAAUUUUACUAUUACUAUUAUUAUUACGAGAAAACCUUCUCAUAAUUUGACUGAAAAGACUACGAGUCUAACGAAGUGUGAUGUAUUAUUGUGAAGAAAAUAAAUUACAGUCUGUCAAUACUGAGUUCUGUUUGUCGUCGGCACGAGUGUAUCCCUCGUGUGAUUACACGUUUAUAACGCUAAGUUUUUACAAUAUACGGACGAAUCGCGAUAUCUACGUUGCUUAAGGCUGUAUUCUAAACUAAACAAAUAAGAGAUAAUAGGUAUGCAACCUCAUGAAAUAACGUUAAUGAUUUAUGUCCAUAUAAUAUAUUCGCACAAUAUAUAUG